Molecule: messenger RNA, 2928 nt
Organism: Darwinula stevensoni
Lineage: Eukaryota; Metazoa; Arthropoda; Ostracoda; Podocopida; Darwinulidae
Source: the annotation of a GenBank genome assembly
UUUCAGAUCUUCCCUUGGGAAGGGUUUCACAUCAGGGUUUGCUUGUGAUGGGUUAGUAAGACAUUAGAAUGUUUACUCCAGGCAUGGUGAAGGGCCUCAAAGGAGGUGCCAGCCUUGGCAUGACAAUGAAACGACGAAGGCCUACAAGUUUGAGCCUUGUUUUGGAUGAUCCAACAGGACCGUUGCUAACUUCACUGCAGAGAAAUUUCUCCUCACUCAGGAUGAGGAAAGCCCCAACCUCACUUAUGGAGAAUUUAUCAUUAGCAAUUGGUGUUAGUCGAAUGCUACAAGGCCCAUGGAAGGAGCUGUGUUUAUGCCAGAAGCGAAGUAGCUCAUCCCACUCAGAAAAAUUAUGGAGAGCAUAUGAAGAUGCCAAAAAACAUUGCAAAUCAAAGAAGCUUCCCCCAGAUGUUGAUCCAAAUGGUGUUUUUGCAUGCAAUGAAUUGGACUUGAGGAAUAUCGAUGUCUAUGGAUUCGACUAUGAUUACACCUUGGCACAAUAUAAGAGCAAGAUGGAUUAUGUCAUCUACUCUCUGGCAAGAGAAGUCCUUAUCACUGACAACAAGUAUCCUGCAGCUGUCCUUGAUGCAGAAUUCAGUCCAGAUUUUGCAAUACGAGGACUCCACUACGACAUUGUCCAUGGGCUCCUCUUCAAGUUGGACCAGUUCCAUCAGAUUCAGCAGGGAACUGCUUACAGAGGCUGCCAUCGUAUUGAGGAGAAGGAACUCUUGGAGCUUUACCAGGGAUCAACCUGUAUCCCUGCUGAAUCUAUUGAAGGACCUCAACUUGGUCAGCCUCACAGAAUGGUGCAGUUGGCAGAUCUCUUUGCCCUACCUGCCAUGUCCCUCCUAAGCAAUAUUACAACACAUUUUCUCUCAAACAACAUUGAAUUUCAACCUGGUGUUCUCUUCAGUGAUGUUGAGAAAGCUGUGAGGUCAAUUCAUCCAGUGAUGCAUAAUGAAGUGAAGCAGAAUGUUGAGGAGUAUCUGGACAAAAGCCCUGAAUUAAGACAAUACCUUGAACGUUUGGCAGCAGCAAACAAGAAGCUCUUCCUGCUCACUAAUAGCCCUCAUCCCUUUGUAGAUAGAGGCCUUUCUUAUCUCCUUGGUGAUGAUUGGACAGAUCUGUUUGAUGUGAUCAUUUGUGGGGCAAGCAAACCCAAAUUCUUCAGUGAGAGGGGUAUGCGCCCUUUUCGCAUCUAUGACCCUAAAAUGGAUCGCUUCAAAUGGGAUGUAGUCAAAAGUCUCCAGAAAGGAGUCAUCUAUGUUGAGAGAGAAAUAGAGAUUCAGAAUACCCAGGAGUAUAAAGAGACUGUCAAUUGGCUCCAGGUUCUCACACACCUGAUUGAUGACCUGCAAGACUCUUGCAAGGAUUCGGAAUCAUCCCAGAUACGUCAGCAAUGGGAACAAGAAAUUGAUCAACUCAGGAUUAAAGCCAAGGCCUUCUUCAAUCCGCGCUUUGGGAGUGUGUUCCGGACUCAUCACAACCCCACUUAUUUCUCACAGCGUAUCUUUCAGGUUGCUGACAUCUACACAUCAAACCUAGUCAACUUCCUCAAGCCAGAUCUCGACCAUACAUUCUAUCCACGACGAGGAGCCUUGCCUCACGAGUACCGUUAUAUGUUCAUUUGAAACCUGGGAGUUUUCUAACUCCAAUUAUAUUACUUGCUUGCUCUGGGUGUCUACAGGGUGUUUAUAAAGUCCCUUCCACAGUGCUUGACACUUGUGUGCACACUCUAUAAGGAAGACAGUGACAGUUGGGGAACUCAUUCAGAUCACCUUCAUGCAGGGUAGUGCCUCUCCUCCACAUUGCCAAUUUAGUGGAGGACCUAUUCAUGGCAAACUUUGCUAACAGUGAAUUCAACAUUCAAAAAGCAAUUCCAGAGGAAUAGCUUGUGUGAUAUUGCUUUACACAUUACUCCUGCUAACUUUUGGUUGUUGGGGUUUCAUGAAGUCAUGGGUCAACUGAAACACACCCAUAACACUCCUAGAGUUUAAGUUUGCCAUUCAUCAAUUAUGUCUACCUUAUAAUGUCAUCCUAUAUGUUGGUGCUGAGAAUGUUGGUCCUUGUCAUGAAACAAUUGGUGCUACUAGUGGAGCGCACUUUGAGUGUCUCCUUUAAUAGCCUUGAUAGAUGAGGGACCCCCAAAUGUUGUGUGCAAAUAUGACACCCUCAUAACAUGACCUUUCCUUCUGACCUCAUGAUUCAAAGUUGCUAUCUUCUGCAAUUUCUUUUAACCCAUUCCCAAGUUUUGCUGUCAUGCCCAAUGGAGUGAGCACACAUAUGUCAAUCAUCAUGGAAGAAUCCCCUAUUUACUAUUUUUGUAGUCUUCCAACAAUGAGCAAGAGUCUCCAUGAAACUGAUCGAGCUUGUAUGAGGCAAAUUCAUGCCACCUCUCUCCAGGCAUACUUUUUACAUCUAGUCUAGAUCUGAAAUUAAUCUGCCAAGUCUUUGGAUCAGAUUUAUUAAAGUUGAUGUUGUGCUUCCUGUUAGCCAGGGCAGAAGCCUUAAGUGGGCUUUCAGGCCCUCAUGAUAUUGUACUUCAGAUGUGCCAUAAAUAACAUUCUUAGAUGUAGUAGCUCUUGAAUGGGGGAUACUAACUCUAAUUUGAAUCUAGUUGACAUUAAAUUGUGUUUUGCUUGCACCUGUACUUUCUACCAUUAAACUUCCUAGCAGAAUGGAAGGAGGAUCUCCUAUACCUUGAUUCAGAAUGAACCAGAAUUGUGAAUAUACAGUGGAUACCCACAUUGGGGAUAACAUUUUUGGUGCCUCAUUUUUUUAGUGGAUCUCAUUGAUGUGAUAGGAGUUAGAAAAUGAUGUCUUAUGCAUUGCUAGAAUGAAAUGUGAUAUGUGAAGGUGAAAAUUUCAUCAUCCUAUUUCAAACUAAUUUAGUUCCUUGCUUGCAGUGAAACAAAGAAAGUACUGGAU